Adineta steineri is the source of this 2082-nucleotide messenger RNA. Lineage: Eukaryota; Metazoa; Rotifera; Eurotatoria; Adinetida; Adinetidae. The record is from the annotation of a GenBank genome assembly.
AUGCAUUUAUUUACUUAUUGUAUCCUAUUGUUGUAUAUUAUUAAUUACACGUAUGGUUCUUAUUCAAUUUAUGUUGUUCCUUCUUUGUCAAUAUCAAAUAAUGAAGAAACUGGUACAUUGGAAAAUCCAUUUUCAACAAUUGAACAAGCUCGUAAUUAUCUUCGUACAAUAUUUCGAUUAUCAAAAUAUCGAAUAGCUCUUUAUUCUACAUAUCAUUUUUUAAAAAAUCAUACUUUAUCAUUUGAUGAACAUGAUCAUUUAAUAACAUUUACAAAAAUGUCUGAUAAUGAACGAAAUCAAAUUCAAUUAGAACGAAAACAAAAUAUAAUUGAAUUAGAUUUUCCAAUAAUUAGUGGUGGUAUUCGUUUAACAGACUGGAUCAAUGAUCAAGGAAUCUGGCGUAUUCGUAUACCUGAUUCUCUACCGGCAGUAACACAAUUGUUUGUUGAUGGUCAUCGUGCUAUACGAAGUCGUUUACCAACAAAUGGAUAUUUUAAUUAUGAAAAAGGACUUGAUAAUAGUACACAACUUGCUUAUCAAGGUUUUAUCUAUCAUGAACAUCAAUUCGAUAAUAUAACACUUAGUUCAAUAUCUACAAGUGAAUUUAUUAUUUAUCAUUCAUAUACAACAUCACGUCAUUAUUUUUCACAAAAUUUUUCACAAAAUCGUACAAUACUUUUUUCUAAUCCAUCUUUAUCCGUUAUUGGUAAUACAUCGAUUAUUCAAGAAUCAGGUCAACGUUUUCAUCUUGAAAAUAUCUAUGAAGGUAUGAUAAAUCAAGAAGGUUCCUUUUAUUUUGAUUCAAUAGAACAUUUAUUAUAUUAUCAUGCACGAAAAACUGAAAAUCCACAAACAACUAUUGUUAUUUUACCUAUUGCUGAAAAAAUUCUCUCAAUAGUAAAUGUCAAAAAAAUGGAAUGGAAUUCUAUUGGAUUUCAACAUAGUGCAUGGAUAGAAUCAAAUAAAACGAUUCCUAUCGAUGGACGAGCAGCAGUAGAUUAUUUAGAUCAAUCCAUAGUUGCUAUUUAUAUACAUAAUUCCAGUGAAAUAAAAUUAGAUAAUAUUGAAAUUUCACAUAUUGCUGGUUAUGCAAUACAAAUUGAUAGAAAAUGUGAAGAGAUUAAUAUCGUAAAUAGUCAAAUGUAUGAUUUAGGAGCUGGUGGAAUACGUAUAGGAAUAGAUGAGAAAAUAAAAUAUAAUAAUGAACAAUGGAUACAAAAUAUAAUUAUAGAAAAUUGUACAUUGUAUGAUAGUGGUCAUUUAUUUCCAAUGGGUGUUGGUAUUCUUUUACAACGUGAAACAAGAAAUAUUUUAAUAAGAGAAAAUACACUUUAUCAAUUUUUCCAUACUGCUAUUCAAAUUGGUUGGUCAUGGAGUUAUGAAGAAAGUUUAUGUUAUAAUCAUACGAUAUCUUUUAAUUAUAUUCAUCAUAUUGGUCAAUAUUUAUUAAGUGAUCUUGGUGGAAUUUAUACAUGCGGUAUUUUAAAUGAUACGUUGAUUUUAAAUAAUGUUAUACAUAAUAUUUAUGGAUAUUUUCUACAUGAUUGGGGAAUUUAUUUAGCUGAUGGAACUUCACAAGUAAUAAUAAGUAAUACAAUUGUUUAUAAUACAGGUUCAGCUGGUCUUACUAUGAUUUAUGGUUUUAAUAAUACAUUUGAAAAUAAUAUACUUGCUCGAGUGAGUAAUGAAAGUGAUGGUGCACUUUCAUUAUAUCGUCGGGAAUCAAUUGAUCAUUUAUCAUUUACAUUUCGACAUAAUAUUAUUUAUGAUAUUGUUAAUGAGAGUGGACGUUGGAUAUUUCAAGUUCAAGCACCUGAUCCAUUUUCAGCACCAUAUGUUAUUAUGAAUUAUAAUUGUUAUUUUAAUUUAUAUGGUAAUAUGUUUAUUUUUGGUCUUGGAAGACUUGUUUUUAGUGAAUGGCAAGAAACAAAUCAUGAUAUGAAUAGUUUAAUAUCAGAUCCAUUAUUUGUUAAUGCUGAAAGUCAAUGUAAUUUCUUUGCAUUGAAUAACAAUAGUCCGGCUAUCGAAAAUCUAGGUUUUAAACCUAUUAUGCAAUUGACUCAAUGGAAAUCAGGAUGUUAA